Emericellopsis atlantica is the source of this 1337-nucleotide messenger RNA. RefSeq names its product hsc70 cochaperone. The transcript has 2 exons. Gene Ontology annotation, molecular function: protein binding; molecular adaptor activity. Gene Ontology annotation, cellular component: membrane; TRC complex. The record is from RefSeq and is a predicted model, not a curated record. Lineage: Eukaryota; Fungi; Ascomycota; Sordariomycetes; Hypocreales; Bionectriaceae. Bases 134 to 1141 code for a protein of 335 amino acids. Gene Ontology annotation, biological process: post-translational protein targeting to endoplasmic reticulum membrane.
CCCUGUUAGUGAGCUCCCCCACAAUUGCGCCCAGAAUAUUCUACACAACCGCCACUUUGUUCUCCAUCGCGGGGCAUCACCAGCUUCACUCUCUCCAUCCUCAUCCCCAUCCCUAACCCCCCAACCCGCCAACAUGCCUGCACAAACAUCCCAGCAGCGCCUCGCGCUCGCCAUCUGCGACUUCCUCACCACCUCCCUCACCGACGGCACCCUGUCCUCCGACAACGACGCCUCCAUCGAGGUCGCCGUCGAAUCCAUCAAGGAAUCCUUCAACAUUGACCCGUCCGACCCCGCACAGACCGCCGCCGCCGUCGGCAACCAGAACCUCCUCCAGAUCUACUCCGUCUACGAGAAGCUCAAGCAGAAUGCCCCCGGCGCAGGCCAGCAGCCGCCGCCCGCCGACGCGGAGCUGACCGAGGAAAAGAAGAAGGAGGCCGAGGCCCUCAAGAGCAAGGGCAACGCCGCCAUGGCCCAAAAGGACUACAAGUCCGCCGUCGACCUGUACACCCAGGCUUUGAACGUCCACCCCCGGAACGCCAUCUUCCUGAGCAACCGCGCCGCCGCCCACUCGGCCGCCAAGGACCACGCCUCCGCCCGCACCGAUGCCGAGUCCGCCGUCGCCAUCGACCCGACCUAUACGAAGGCCUGGUCCCGCCUCGGUCUCGCCCGCUUCGCCUUGGGCGACGCUAAGGGCGCCAUGGAGGCCUACGGCAAGGGCAUCGAGUUUGAGGGCAACGGCGGCAGCGACGCCAUGAAGAAGGGUUUCGAGACCGCCAAACGCCGCGUGGAGGAGAUGGAGACCGAAGAGGCCGACCUGCCACGCUCGAGCCCCGGCUCGCCUCCUCCCAUGGGCGGUGCUGGUGCCGGCGGCAUGCCUGACCUCGGCUCCCUCGCCUCCAUGCUUGGUGGUGGCGGCGCCGGCGGCGGUGGCAUGCCCGAUCUGAGCUCCAUCAUGUCCAACCCCAUGUUUGCCAGCAUGGCCCAGAACCUCAUGUCGAACCCGGACAUGAUGAACAACCUCAUGAGCAACCCGCAGCUGAGGCAGAUGGCUGAGCAGUUCGGUGGCGGCGGCGGUGGUGGUGGCGGCGGCAUGCCUGACAUGAGCGCCCUCAUGAACGACCCCAACAUUGCCGACAUGUAAGUGACUGCCUUGCUCUGCUUUCUACACCCCAACUAACAUUGCUGUAGGGCCCGUAACAUGAUGGGCGGCGGUGGUGCUGGCGGACAAGGUGGUCGCGGCAACAACCCUCCCGGCUCUGGACAGUGAGGGCAGCAAUAUAAUUACUUCACCUACGCAAGAGUCAACACCAUUGGUAGCCUUGGUAUAAUAAAAUAGA